UUCAUCUGAUGCGAUUGCAUUAACAUAACAUAACAACAUAAACAUUGAAAACUUCACCCAGAAAACACUCGUAGAGAGAGAGAGAGAGAAACAGAGCUCGGUCUGCAGCAGCAACAAACAAAGGCAAUGGCUUUCAGCACCCGGCGUGGGGGCUGGGCCCAAAGUCUGCUCCCCUUCUCGGCUCCGCCUAACCCCAAAUCCAAGCACCCCCGAAAGUCCCGCAGGCGAUUGGCCCUCCGGGACUUCAUCUUCACCAACUUCUUCACCAUCGGCCUCACGAUCUCCUUAUUCUUCUUCCUCAUCGUCGUGCUCCGCUACGGCGUGCCCCGACCCAUCUCGUCCCACUUCAAGUCCCGGCCUCCGCGGUUCCCGAAGCCCCGGAAAACCGUUAACCGAAAAUCCGACGCCUUGAACAACACCGUUUUGAGCUCCACGGUGGACAUCACGACGAAGGAAUUGUACGACAGGAUUGAGUUCCUGGAUAUCGAUGGUGGGCCUUGGAAACAAGGGUGGAGGGUGAGCUACAAGGGGAACGAGUGGGACUCGGAGAAGUUGAAGGUGUUUGUGGUGCCCCAUUCGCACAACGAUCCGGGUUGGAAGCUCACGGUGGAGGAGUACUAUGAGAGGCAGUCCAGGCUCAUACUUGAUACCAUUGUUGAGACGCUUUCUAAGGAUGCUCGGCGUAAAUUUAUAUGGGAAGAGAUGUCUUAUUUGGAGAGAUGGUGGAGGGAUGCCUCAGAGACCAAAAGAGAGUCAUUCGUUAAUUUAGUAAAGAAUGGGCAGGUUGAAAUUGUUGGAGGUGGCUGGGUAAUGAAUGAUGAGGCUAAUUCACAUUAUUUUGCCAUCAUUGAGCAGAUAGCAGAGGGGAAUAUGUGGUUGAACGACACAAUUGGGGUUGUUCCAAAAAAUGCUUGGGCUAUAGAUCCAUUUGGUUACUCGCCUACCAUGGCAUAUCUUCUUCGUCGUAUGGGUUUUGAGAACAUGCUUAUCCAGAGGACCCAUUAUGAGCUGAAGAAGGAACUUGCACAGCAUAAGAAUUUGGAAUACAUAUGGCGUCAGAGCUGGGACACUGAGGAAACUACUGACAUUUUUGUUCACAUGAUGCCCUUUUAUUCAUAUGAUAUUCCACAUACUUGUGGGCCAGAGCCUGCUAUUUGUUGUCAGUUUGACUUUGCUCGAACGCAUGGCUUUACUUAUGAACUUUGCCCAUGGGGACAGCAUCCAGUGGAGACCAAUCGGGAAAAUGUUCAGGAGAGGGCAGAAAAACUACUCGAUCAAUAUAAGAAGAAAUCAACCUUAUACCGGACAAAUACACUUCUUGUUCCUCUGGGAGAUGAUUUCCGUUACAUCAGCACCGAUGAAGCAGAAGCCCAGUUUAGGAACUACCAAAUGUUAUUUGAUUAUAUCAAUUCCAAUCCGAGUUUAAAUGCGGAGGCGAAGUUUGGUACUUUGGGAGACUACUUUGAAACCUUACGUGAGGAGGCUGACAGAAUAAAUUAUUCAUUUCCUGGUGAGGUUGGAUCUGGUCAGGUUGGAGGUUUUCCUUCUUUAUCAGGUGACUUCUUUACCUAUGCCGAUAGGGAACGGGACUAUUGGAGUGGCUAUUAUGUUUCAAGGCCUUUCUUCAAGGCUGUUGAUCGGGUACUAGAGCAAACGCUACGUGCCACAGAAAUGAUGAUAGCUUUAUUACUCGGGUAUUGCCAGAGAUCACAAUGUGAAAAGUUACCCACAGGGUUUUCCUACAAGUUGACAGCGGCAAGAAGAAACUUAGCUCUUUUCCAGCAUCAUGAUGGGGUCACAGGUACUGCUAAGGAUCACGUGGUUCAGGACUAUGGAUCUCGGAUGCAUACUUCUUUGCAGGAUUUGCAGUUUUUCAUGUCUAAAGGUAUAGAAGUUCUGCUUGGUAUCCGCCAUGAAAAAUCUGAUCAAAACCCUUCUCAGUUUGAGCAAGAACAGGUGAGAUCUAAAUAUGAUGCUCAGCCAGUGCAUAAGGCAGUCAGUGCUCGUGAAGGAACUUCUCACUCAGUGGUGUUUUUUAAUCCUUUGGAGCAAACAAGAGAAGAAGUUGUGAUGGUUUUAGUCAACAGGCCAGAUGUUACUGUUUUGGACUCAAACUGGACAUGUGUUCCGAGCCAAAUUUCUCCUGAAUUGCAGUACGACAACAGCAAGAUUUUUACUGGGAAGCAUCGUGUCCACUGGAAAGUUUCUGUUCCUGCCCUGGGGCUGCAAACAUAUUACAUUGCUAAUGGCUUUGUUGGAUGUGAGAAGGCAAAACCAGCAAAACUAAGAUUUUUCUCGAAGUCUACUUCGUUACCUUGUCCCACUCCAUAUGCUUGCUCAAAAGCAGAAGGUGAUGUAGCUGAAAUCCAGAACCGGCAUCAAACGCUCAACUUCGAUGUGAGGCACGGUUGUUUACAGAAAAUAAGCUUUAAAAAUGGCUCCCAAAGUGUUGUGGGUGAAGAAAUCAGUAUGUACUCUAGUUGGGGAAGCGGGGCUUACCUAUUCAAACCCAAUGGUGAUGCACAAUCUAUUAUCGAAGCUGGUGGGCAUAUGGUGAUCACCGAGGGCCCUUUGAUGCAGGAAGUAUUCUCUUAUCCCAGGACAGCAUGGGAGAAAACCCCCAUCUCCCAUAGCACUCGUGUAUAUAAUGGAGAUAACACUAUACAGGAGUUGCUAGUUGAGAAGGAAUAUCAUGUUGAGCUUCUUGGCCAGGAUUUUAAUGACAAGGAAUUAAUAGUUAGAUACAAGACAGAUAUUGAUAACAAAAGGAUUUUUUACUCUGAUCUAAAUGGCUUCCAGAUGAGCCGCAGAGAAACGUAUGAUAAGAUCCCAUUGCAGGGAAAUUACUACCCUAUGCCCUCUCUUGCAUUCAUGCAAGGAUCCAAUGGCCAGCGGUUUUCUGUUCACACUCGGCAGUCAUUGGGUGUGGCGAGCCUUAAAGAAGGAUGGUUAGAGAUUAUGCUUGACCGCCGAUUGGUAAGAGAUGAUGGGCGUGGUCUUGGGCAGGGAGUGAUGGAUAAUCGUCCAAUGAAUGUAGUCUUCCACAUCCUUGUGGAAUCCAACAUUUCCUCCACUCCAAGCUCAGUUUCCAAGUCUUUUCCCUUAAGCCCCUCUCUCCUUUCUCAUUGCGUUGGUGCUCAUUUGAACUAUCCAUUACAUGCAUUCAUUGCAAAGAAGCCGCAGGAAUUAUCUGUGCAGCCGCCCCCAAGAUCCUUCUCCCCUUUAGCUGCUCCCUUUCCAUGUGACUUGCACAUUGUGAGCUUCAAGGUCCCUCGGCCUUUAAAAUAUUCUCAACAGCCAGUUGAAGAUUCUAGGUUCGUUCUAAUCUUACAGAGGCGUCAUUGGGAUUCUUCAUACUGUCGGAAGGGCAGAUCACAGUGCACUCGUGUUGCUGAUGAGCCUGUGAAUCUGUUCUACAUAUUCAAGGGACUUGCAGUAUUGAAUGCGAGAGCAACUUCUUUGAAUCUUUUGCAUGAAGAGACGGAUAUUCUUGGAUACAGCGAGCAGGUUGGAGAUGUUGCCCUAGAUGGACAUGUCCUCAUCUCUCCCAUGGAAAUACAGGCUUACAAGUUGGACCUACGGCCGCACCAAUGAAUAGACACUGAUUUUCCUGAUGCUAGUUGUUCUGGGUCUGUGAAGAAUGAUUCUAGAUAUAACACCAUCAACUUCAAAGGAUGAAUUGUCGAUGGUCUGCCAUCUCACUGAAAAAUCUGAAUAUGUCAAAGCUGGCUUUGGGCAGAGGGUUUUUAGAAGGGGCAGGACGUUGUCAAUGAACUGGGUGGGUGACCCUUGCUGAGGAGGUUGAUUUAACCAUAUCCGCUUGAUAUUUUUUGGUGCCAAAUUGCUGUCACAAGAUACAUGAUAGAAAUUCAUAUCUGUGACUCGUUUGUAAGUACUCGGAUACAGUAGCAUCUAUGUUUACCUCUUUUGCAACUACGAUAAACUCUGAAUAUGGUCGAAUUUUCCCUGAAUAUAUUUUGCUUGAGGUCGAAGUAGCCAGCGUUCAUAAA
Alnus glutinosa is the source of this 4010-nucleotide messenger RNA. Its product is annotated as alpha-mannosidase 2. The transcript has 4 exons. Gene Ontology annotation, biological process: protein deglycosylation; mannose metabolic process; N-glycan processing. NCBI's taxonomy places the organism in Eukaryota, Viridiplantae, Streptophyta, Magnoliopsida, Fagales, Betulaceae. Gene Ontology annotation, cellular component: Golgi membrane. Bases 127 to 3594 code for a protein of 1155 amino acids. Gene Ontology annotation, molecular function: alpha-mannosidase activity; carbohydrate binding. The record is from RefSeq and is a predicted model, not a curated record.